AUGCCAGGAGCUGCUGCAAGUGGCAGCCUCCUGCUGGGGCCAUGCCUAAUUCUACUUCUGGUUGUUUGGCCAGCGGUGGAGGCUUUUGUCAAUUCACCGAAAAUCAUCAGCAAAGAUGGCAACUUGAUCUUCGAAUCCGGUGCCAAUCGCAACAUUAGCUUUCGCCUGUCGGGCAACUCACGUCUGACCAUCAACGAGGAGUACGAUGUGCUCGAGCUGCUGCUGGCCAGCGCGGGCUCAAAGAAGCGACCCAACGGCAGCAACAAGGAUGAAUGGAGCUCGACCGAGGAUUUUGUUGAUAUCCGUGAGCUGGCAGACCAAUUAACAGACUUCCAGCGGCGUGCAUUUGGUGCGAAUGGACUCAAGAGCAUGCUGCAGCAGCAGCUGAACAGAACACGCGGCUCACGGGUUUUGCUGCGACGCUAUCAAAUCCGAUUGCGUGCCAUGGAGAACAAGGUGAAUCGACUGGAGACGCAGCUGGAGCUGAACAGCUGCCAGAGUGGACCCUGCGAGAAUGGCGGCAGCUGCUACAACACCUUCAGUGGCUAUCGCUGCCAGUGCCGGCCGUCCUUCGAGGGUGCCAAGUGCGAGAUUGAUGUGAACGAGUGCGCCCUGUAUGAGGGCACUGAUUUGGCCUGCCAGAACGGAGCCCAGUGCCUGAAUCAGUUUGGAUCCUACAGCUGUUUGUGUUUGCCGGGCUGGCAUGGAAUGCACUGCACCCAGCGGAAGGGUGACUGCACACAGGCCAGCGCCUGGGAGCUCUGUGGACAUGGCGCCUGUGUGCCCAGCUCCGAUGAGGCUGGCUACCGUUGCCUAUGCACGCCGGGCUGGAAGACCAACGGGCUGACGCCUGUCUGCGGUGAGGAUGUCGACGAGUGCAGUGACACGGCUGCCCACACGCCCUGCUCGACAAAGUGCAUCAAUCUGCCGGGCAGCUUCACGUGCGCACCUUGUGCCGCCGGCCUCACGGGCAACGGCAUCAGUUGCCGCGACCUAAACGAGUGCGAGACCAACAACGGUGGCUGCAGCCUCAAUCCGCGCGUGGACUGCCUCAACACCUACGGCUCCCAUCACUGCGGCGAGUGUCCCGUGGGCUGGACGGGCGAUGGGCGCACCUGCGAGCGUAACAGUCCGAGCAGCAGCGGCAGCAGCAGCAGCAGCAAUCCCGGCAACUCCGAGCUGGCCACCAUCAGCAGCUGCGCGCAGCGUGGCAGUAUCUGCCAUCCGGCGGCCAACUGUUUCGAGAUCUCCGGCACUGUUGUGUGCAGCUGUCCGAGCGGCAUGGUUGGCCCAGGCUAUGGUGCUAAUGGCUGUGUCAAUGGCACAGUCCUAAAUUGCAAAUCCAAUCCAUGUCUGAACAAUGGCAUCUGCUUGGAUGGUGGACCCUCGAACUUUACGUGCCUGUGCAACCGUGGAUUCCGGCCGCCACUCUGCGAGCCACUGCCCAAUCCGUGUGACGCGCAUCCCUGCAAGAAUGGAGGACGCUGCAAUCCCACGCUGUCGAGUGCAGAUGGUUUUGUGUGCCAGUGUCUGCCGGGCUACCGGGAUCGAUUGUGCGCCACGCGCUUUAGCAGCUGCAAUGCGCUGCUGAGCGCCGCGAGCGGUCGACUGAGGUAUCCGCCGGAGGGCAUCGGCUACGAGCACAAUGCCCAAUGUGCGUGGGUAAUCCGCACAAACGAGUCGCUGGUGCUGAAUGUCACAUUCAGCACCUUCGAUCUGGAGGACUCUACCGAAUGCCGCUUCGACUGGCUGCAGGUCAACGAUGGCCGCUCGGCGGCGGCACAGAUCAUCGGUCGCUACUGUGGCAACCAUUUGCCGCAUGGCGGCAACAUCAUCUCGUCGGGCAAUCAGCUGUACCUGUGGUUCCGCUCGGAUAACAGCACCUCACGCGAGGGCUUCGAUCUCAGCUGGGUGUCGAUGCAGCCGCAGUGCGGUGGCCGCCUCGAAUUCGAAUCGUACGGCACCUUGGCCUCGCCCGGAUCGCCGGGCAACUAUCCCAGGAAUCGGGACUGCCGCUGGCACCUGGUGGCACCCACCAGCAAACGCAUCAAGCUCACGUUCUUCAGUCUGCAGCUGGAGCAGCACACCAACUGCAAUUUCGACUAUGUCGAGAUCAGGGACUCCAUUUCGAAUCGAGAGCUGGCAAAGUUUUGCAGCAGCGGCCAACCCGCCCCACUGCUGCUGCCCACCCAUGAGGCCAUCAUUCAGUUCCAUUCGGAUGCCGAUGGCAGCGACUCGGGCUUUCAGCUGCACUAUUCAGUUGAGGAGCGUGUGCCGGGCUGCGGCGGCACCUACACCAGCCCGGAGGGCUCCAUACGCUCCAGCAGUCUGACCAGCGAUGUGGCCAUGUCCUGCGAGUACGAGAUACGCCUGGCCAUUGGCGAAUCGGUGGGCAUUGACUUUGUCGCCUUCGAAAUGGGUCGCCAGGAUUGCCUGGAGCUGUACGAUGUGACCGAGCUUGGCAGCAGCCUGCUGCAGGCCAAGCACUGUGGCGAAACGCCUGGCAUUCCGCCCAACUUCAGGUCUCUGUUCAACCGGGUGCGCAUCAAGGCGUACGCUGUCCGCGGACGCUUCGAGCUCCACUACCGGACACUCUGCUCCUACACAUUCGACAGUGACUCGGGCACUGUGCUCUCGCCCGGCUAUCCCAAUCUGACGACCAGCGACACGCUCUGCACCUACACAAUCAGCACGGCGCCCAAUAAGUUGAUCGUUCUGAAUCGACUUGACUUCCAGCUGAAGGAUGGUCUACAGACAAUCGAUGAUGUUGACGAGGACGACGCCUGUCUGGGCACCAGUUUGAGGAUCAACGCUGGCAUUAACCGCCAGAUACUGGGACCCUACUGUGGCACGCAUCUGCCGGAUGAGGAGUUUAUUAGCCGCACAAACCACUUGAUUCUGCAGCUGCAAACGGACAGAAAUAGUCGUGGACGUGGCUUCAAGUUCGAGUAUCAGACAGUGGCCGCUGCCAGCGAUCAUUGUGGCGGUGUCCACACCAAAGAGGGACGCAUCCGUCUGCCUGUGUCAGAGGGCGGCCACUAUGACAAUGAUCUCACUUGCUACUGGGUGAUUCAGGCGCCGGCACGCAAGGUCAUACGGCUGCACUGGAUGAGCUUUCAGCUGGAGUCGAGCAGCGAUUGUUCGUACGAUCGUGUGGAGAUUUUCGACAGCAUGGAUGCCUACAAGCCGGAUGCCAAGCCGCUGGUGCGCUACUGCUCCGCGGCUUUGCCGGAGGACUUUGUCACGCAGGCCCGCCUGCUGACCAUCAAGUUUGUGUCGGACUACAGCAGUGGCUAUGAUGGCUUCGAGGUGGAGUACAGCUUCGUGGACACCGACAGCUGUGGCGGCCACAUACACGCCUCCAGCGGCGAGCUGCUCUCACCCGGCUAUCCGAUGAACUACUCUGCGGAGCUCGACUGCGACUGGCAUCUGACGGUGGGCAUUGGCCAUCUGGUGGAGGUGCAGCUGGAGAUAUUCGAUCUGGAGAGCUCCGCAAACUGCAGCCGGGACUAUCUCGAGGUGCGCAAUGGCGGCGAUCUGGCCUCGCCGCUCAUCGGACGCUUCUGCGGCUCACGUAUUCCCACGCGCAUUCCCAGCUUCAGCAAUGAGCUGCGCCUGCACUUCCACACGGAUGCGGCCAUCAGUGGCCAUGGCUUUCGUCUGCGCUGGCGCGUCUUUGCCAGCGGCUGUGGCGGUCGCCUGAGCUCCAAUGAGGGCGUAAUAACCUCACCGCGUUAUCCCGGCAGCUAUCCGCACAAUGCGCACUGCGAGUGGCAGGUGCGCGUCCAUCCGGGCUCGGGUGUGCAGCUGCUCAUCGAGGACAUGGAGCUGGAGAGCUCCGAUGACUGCUCGUACGACAAUGUGAAGAUCUUUAUGGGUGCACGGCAUCCGGGCUAUGAGCCCAUGCUGAAAAUCUGCGACCUGCCAGAAGAGAGCCAACGCGUGGUGCGACUCGAUGACAACGAGGUGACGAUCGCCUUCAACUCUGACGUAAACAAUGCGAUGCGCGGCUUCCGCAUCUCCUAUACGACCAACUGUCGGCGCAAUGUCACAGCCACCUACGGCACCAUCGAGAGCUUGAACUUUAUGGAGCCAUACUGGGAUCAGGUGCCCAUCAAUUGCAGCUGGACGAUACGUGCGCCCAGCGGUAAUCGCAUUCGCCUUGAGGUCUCGCACCUGGAGCGGCAGGAGGAGCGUGUGCCCACAGCGCUACCUGGCGGCGUCUAUCUCAUUGACGGUGCCACUCUGUUGCCCCUGGUCGGGCCGGGUGCGCACAAUGCCAGCGGCGAUGUGCUGACCGUCGUGCACAAUGCCAGCAAUGUCAACUUCCAGCUGGAGUAUCGCAUCGAUGGCUGCCUGCAAGAGUUUCGCGCCGAGAGCGGCUCCUUUCAAUCACCCAACCAUCCGGGCAUGUACCCGAACAAUCUCGAAUGCUACUGGCUGAUCAACGUACAAAUGGGCGACACUAUUGAGCUGACUGUCAACAAUUUGGACCUCGAGGAGAGCGUCAAUUGCUCCAAGGACGCACUGACGGUGUCCAAUCAUAUGCACGAGGUGUUUGCCCACGAACGCCACUGUGGCUCCACCAGCCAGCUGAUCCUCACUAGUUCUGGCCAUCGCAUGCACAUACGAUUCAUCGCCGAUGGCGAGCACAAUGGACGCGGCUUUGAGGCCACCUAUCGCACAGUUCGAUCGACCUGCGGUGGCAAGUUGAGCGGUCGUAAUGGUGUCAUCCAAUCACCCAACUAUCCCAUGCCGUAUCCGGAGCAGAGUCAUUGCGAAUGGCUGGUGGAGGUGUCACCGCAUCAUCGCAUUGUCUUUGAUGUGCAGGACAUGGACAUCGAGUCUGGAUACGAUUGCUCCUGGGACUACCUCGAGGCGUUCGACACGAUAGGCGGCGACGAGGAUGCCGAGGGUCAGCAAAUCUUUAAGCUCUGCGACACCGGCGCCAGUCACAAACGAAUGUCCGCCUCGAACACGGCCAUUGUGAGGUUUGUGAGUGAUGAUUCCAUUUCGCGACCGGGUUUCAGGCUGCACUUCCAUGAGUCGUGCGGCCAACAGAUUACCAUCGAUGACACCGAUUUUGAGUAUCUCAGUUUGGAGCGACAGGCGCCACGCAACGAGACCUGUCUCUGGGUGCUGCAGGCCUCUGAUCCCGGCAAGCACAUUAUUUUAACGGCCACCAGCAUUAAGCUGCGCCCGGAGGUGGACAGUACGUACCCCCAGGAGGGUGACUGCAUGCCCGUUGGCGUUAAGGUGUACGACGGGCCCGAGGCUACGGGCACGCCGCGUCUUCAGUUCUGUCGCUCGCAUCCGCCGGCGAUAAUAUCGCAUGGCCAGUCGUUGACCAUCAGUCUGCCGCUGCUGCUGGUGGAGGAGUUUGAGGGACAUUUCAUGACCAUGGACACGGCCUGUGGCAGCGUGUACACGUCCAUUUCUGGCCGCUUCAGCAGUCCGUACUACCCGGACAGCUAUCCGCCCAAUAUCGAUUGCGUGUGGGUGCUGGUCGCCAGCGAGGGCAACUCCCUGAGCCUCACCAUCGAGUCGAUGGAUCUGGAGCAGUCCGAUGGCUGCAAUCGGGACUAUCUGGAGGUGCGCGAGCGCGAGCCCGGCCCACUCAUCGGUGUCUAUUGUGGCAAUCAGGUGCCCGGUGUCAUACACUCUCGCGGCUCCAUCUGGAUGAAGUUCAAGAGCGACGAUGACAACGUGGGCGAGGGGUUCAUGGCAUCCUACAAUUAUGAGCGACACAACGAGCUAAAUGGCACCGCUGGAGUGGUUACUUCACCGCAAUAUCCGAGUAAAUUCCAAACUUCCGAUCCGUACAGCUGGCGCAUUACCGUGGACAAGAACUAUGUGGUCAUGAUCACCAUAGAGCAUCUCAGGGACUUGGAUCAGCCGCAUUUGAGCUUCUACGAUGGCUACUCGGACAUUGGUGCUCGACUGGAGACUGAAGUGGGCGAUGCACCGAUCAGAUCCAGCACGAAUAUGGUUUACUUCACGGCCAGUCGGGGCCCCUUCAAGCUCAACUGGCAGCAGCUGUCCAAGGAGUCACUGCGCUCAAAUCGCACAGCCGAGGAGCAGACACGACACUGUGGCCAGCAGCUGCUCAGCCUCAACCAGACAAUGUUCACAUUGAAUUCGCCCGGCUAUCCCGGCGGCUAUGAGAAUGGCUUGCAGUGCGCAUGGACUCUGGUGCCGGUCAAUACGGCCAUGCACGCCGUCUUCCAGCUGGCCAAGCUCGACCUGGAGGUCUUUGGCUCUGGUGAGUGCAUCGCCGACUAUUUGCAGAUCUCGCAGAGCUCUGACAUGCAGACCUGGACGGAGCAGGCGAAACUCUGCGCGGAGCCGAACAACACAGCGACGCGUAUCUUCCAUGGCAAUCCCUACCUCAAGGUGGAGUUCAUCACGGAUGCCAGCGUCAAUCAGACGGGCUUCAAUGGUUUGGUGCGCACGGAAUGCGGCUCAGAGCUGUCCGCCUCCAGGGGCGUGAUAAACAUCACCGAUUCGGUCCGUGGCAGCCCCCUGAGGCCACAGGAGUGCGUGUGGAAGUUGCGCGUGCGUCAGGGUCGUCGCAUUCGCAUCGACUUUCCCGAGUUUCAGCUGGACAAUGCGAACGGUGCGUCUCCGGCUCCUCCCUUUGGCAGCGGACAGCUGUGCGGCACCUUCCUGAUGGUGCGGAACGGCGAUGCGGCAGACUCACCCUUCCUGGGCAGGGGCAAGUAUUGCGACAGCGGCAACACCGAUGUGCUGGAGACCACAUCGAAUAGGGCGUACAUCAAGUUCCGCUAUCAGGGAUAUCCCCGCUUCAGGGUCACCUUCCGCUUCGAGGAGCUGGGCCAUGCCUGCUCCGGCCGCAUUGUGCUGGGUCCCGCCGCUGGCGAGCAGCAGGUCAUCACCUCGCCCAACUAUCCCAAUCUGCCCAAUCCGCACUCGGAGUGCGUGUGGCUAAUCUCUGCGCCGCCACAGCACAGGAUCUCUGUGCAGUUCUUCGGCAACUUCGAUCUGACGGCAGCCACGGGGGCAGCGGGCGAUUCUGCCCAAUGUGAUCGCGAGUUCAUCCAAAUGAACGAUGGCAGCACGGAGCUGAAGCCCGAGCUGGGACGUUUCUGUGGCAAUCGCAAACCGAACACGAUAUACUCCUCGGGCAGCCAGCUAAGGAUACGCUACUACACGGAGGUGCCAGAGCCGCUGCACGGCUUCCAGGCUCGCCUCAGCAUUGCCCGCUGCGGCGGCAGCUACUUCAGUCCCGAGGGAGAGUUCAGUUCGCCGACGCCCGAACAGCUGCAGCUGCACACGGACCAGGGCAUGACCUUGGAGGAGUGCGUAUACACCAUCGAGGUGGAGAAGGGCAACACCAUUGAGCUGGAGAGCGAGCGGCUGCAGCUGCCGGCCCAGGUGGCUGGCAACUGCUCUCAGCAUACGCACGUGCGGCUGGAGGAGAUCGAGGCGUACGGCUUGGAGGGUGAGGAGCGCAUCAUUGACACAUUGCUGGUGUGCGGCACACACGACAGACGACUGCUGGUGGAGACCAACAAGAUUGUGGUGCGACUGCGACUGAUCGAUGGCAAUCUGAAGGACAAUGAGGGCUUCCGCUUCCGCUACAAGGCAAUCGGUUCGCGAUGCGGCGAGAAGAUCGAGGCCAUGCAGGGAGUGCUGCAGUCGCCGGGCUAUCCAGAUGGCGUCACCCAUCCGAUGCACUGUGUGUGGCGCCUGGAGGUGCCCAAGGGACGGCGCGUACGCGUCGAGAUACUCGACUUUGAUACGGGCGGAGGGACAACGGCACGCGGUUCGCCCGUCUUUCGGGGCCGCCUCACCUUUGCCAAUGAUCACAAAAUGCAGUCCAUUCUGGGUCGAUACACCGGUGACCCACCCGCCGAGAUAAUCUCCUCGGACAACACAAUGGGCAUCGAUGCCUUCCUGCUGCCCUUUAGCCGUCAUCGCGGCUUCAAGCUGCGCUUCAGCGCCCACGGAGUGAGCGAGUGCCGGCGCCUGAAUCUGCUCGAGGGCGGGCCCUGGGAAACGCUCAACUUUGAGCGGCCCAAUCUGACCAGCCUGGUGCACUGCAGCUACAACCUGACGCCACCGCCCAACUCCACACUGCUCAUCCAGGUGCUGAAGUAUAACACCAGCUCCGUGAUCAUGAGGAACCAGCACAUCUGCGGUCUGCUAUCGCCCCUCAAGCUGUCCCGCCUGGAGCAGUCUGAGCCGCUGCUGUCGCACAUUCUCUGCGGAUUCGAGAGCAUUGCCCCGGGUGACAAUCUGCCCACAGUUCGCGUGCCCUUCCCCAUUCAGAUGACCGUCUCGGCCAGCGUGCGCAACGAGCUGAGGCAGCUGCGGCUUGGCUACAGCAUGCAGUCGUGUGGCGGCAUUUGGCCCCUGGAGCCGGGCGAUAAUCUGACCAUCCGCGAGCCCUUUGGCAUGCGUAAUGUGGAGGGUGCCAUCGACUGUGCCUGGGCCAUUGGACCAGACAUGGAUGCGAGCGGAGAGGAUGGACCAUCGUCUCAGGUGUCGGACAUUCAGCUGGAGGUGUCGCUCACAGUGAAUCUACCAAAUGCAGCUGGAGCUGGAGCUGGAGCUGGAGGAGCAGGCGACUGUCAUAAGCAGUUCCUGAAGGUGUACAACGGCCCGGACCAGAACUCUCCAUCGCUGGGCACGUACUGUGACCAGGCAUCGGCCGUGAAUCUGGUGGUGGAGCGUGGACUGUUCCUGGAGUACCAUGCGGAUCGGUACGAGGCCAACUCCACCUUCAAUGUGUCCAUCAAGUACGGCUCGGGAUGCGGCGGGAAGCUCAGCUAUCCGUAUCGGCAUGUCGAAUUCAGCGAGCAGUACAAGAACAAUGUGGAGUGCGUGUGGGAGGUGGAAUCAUCGCCGGGCUAUCACAUUGGACUCUCCUUCCAGUCGCGCUUCUACAUCGAGGACAGCACCGGCUGCACCAAGGACUAUCUGCUGGUGCAACAGCGCAACGAUUCCGCUGGCAAUUGGACCGAUCUGCAGAGGAUUUGUGGCCGUGCACCGCCGCAGCAGAUCAACACCACAACGCCCUUUAUGCGGCUCAUCUUUCGCUCCGAUGGCGAUGUGGUUGGCGACGGAUUCGUGGCCAAAUUCGAGCGCAACUGUGGCGGCACUCUCUAUGCCACAGACGACGAACAGGAGCUGACCAGCCCCGGCUACCCGGGCUAUGAGCAUAACCUCAAGUGCAGCUGGACAUUCGUGCCGCGGGAUCCGCACGCCGCUGGCGUUCUGGUCAGCUUCCUGCAGUUUGACCUGGAGCAGGCGCCCAUAAAUGUCUGUCCAUUCGACAACGUCACCGUGGUCAGCCGAGAUGGCGGCGAUCACGUGCAGCAGGCCACCAUAUGCGGUGUGAAGCACAAUCACGAGUACCGGGCCAAGCAGUCCAUCGAUCUGACACUGCGCACGGACAGCAGCUACAACGGUCGCGGCUUCCGGCUGGUGUACAGCACCCGGCUAUGCGGUGGCGUCAUCAGCGAGACGGGAGCGGUGGCCUCGCCCCGGCAGCACACGGACAACAUGCUGCCGCCGAGCAGCGACUGCUACUGGAAUCUGACAGCGCCGGAGGGCCACAAGUUCACCAUCCGGUUUGAGCUCAUCGACUUUGAGGCGCACUCCAACUGCGCCUACGACGGUGUGGAAGUCUUUGCUGGGGCGGUGCCGAAUGAGAGGAUGCGUGCGGGACGCUUCUGUGGGCGCAUCACCGAAGAUUUGCCCACGAUCAGCAUUGGCAGCCAACGUGCUCUGAUCCACAGUUUCUCCGAUGAACGUGAUCCCUCGCGAGGAUUCCGUGCGCUGGUGCGCGUGCUGCGCAACUGCGACGAGCAUAUCCGGAUCAACGGCUCCAGCAGGUAUGUGUUCAGCAAGUUCCAUAGCCAGGAGGGCUACGAGCACAAUCUGGACUGCAACAUUGUGUUCAAUGCGCCGGCCGAUCAGCAGCUCAGCUUGGAGUUCCCCACCUUCCAUGUGGAGCAGGGCGACGACUGCGGCAAGGACUUUGUUGAGCUGCGCGACGGGGCCGGACCCUUUUCGGAGCUCAUUGGCAAGUUCUGCGGCCAGGAUCAGCCGCCAACCAUCACCACAUCCCGUCACACACUCUUCCUGCGCUUUUUCACAAAUUCCGCCAUCAAUGACGCCGGCUUCGAGCUGACCGUCAGCAGCAAGCCGCGGCUGUGCGGCAGUCCGGAGAUCAAGCUGGAAUCCGCCGGUCUCAAGCAGACCACACUCAGCUCUCCCUCCACGGAAUCCGGCGGCAACUACGACAACGGUGUCGCUUGCUUCUGGAAGAUUGUUGGCGAUGCGGCUCUGAAUCUGCAGUUCAUCAGCUUCGAUUUGGAGGGGCCCGAUGCCAAUGGCAGCUGCGUCGCCGACUAUCUGAAAAUCUACAACACUGAGGAUGCGCUCAUGGUGGAGCAGGGCUAUGGCAGUGAGCUUAUUUUCAACGGUCACACAUCCGGCAGCAACAUGAUGAAUUAUGCCACGGAGCAUGUGUACUGCGGUGCCGGCAAGCCGGACACGUACUAUGCGAAUGCGCACGAGGUGUAUGUAAAGUUCCGCACAAAUGGUGCGGUGACACGACCCGGCUUCCAGAUCCGUGUGUCCCUGGAUUCGGACUGUCAGCGCCACUACAGUGGGCUGCAGGGACGAGUGCGGCUGUCGGAAACGUCGGACUGCGACGUCUAUAUACGGGCGCCAGCCAACUACACGCUCAGCUUGUACCAGGCGGAGCUGGUGUUCGGUUCAUUUGACUGCGAUCAGGAGAACAUGCAGGUGUUCGACAGGAACAACCAGUCGCUGCAGCGCAUCUGCUCCUACGUGGAUGCGGGCAAGAGUCUCUUUAGCCAGACGAACGAGCUGCGACUGCAUAUUAAGACGGGCUCGUACCUGAGCACACUGGACCUGACCUUCCUGGCCAGCCCCGUCGAGGCGGGACCCGGUUGCGGCGGCCAGCUCUACAAUACCGAGGGCAUCUUCACCAACCCCUUCUAUCCGGAGAAUGUGCGCAACAACUCCGACUGUCGCUGGACAAUCCAAGUGCCCAGCAACAACCGCGUGCUCCUAUUCUUUGAGACCUUCGACCUGGGCUCGAGAAGCACCUGCCACACAGACUAUCUGCAGAUCCUGGAGAAGCAAGCGGGCAGUGGCGAGGAACGAGAGAUGCGACGAUUCUGCGGCGAUGACGCCCCGCGUGUCUACAAGAGCGAUAGUAGCAAACUUGUCGUCCGAUUCCAUAAGACUGUAAAUUACGACGGUGUCGGUUGGGUCAUCAAGUUUUCCAGUGUCUAUUCCAAUUACCAGAUACCCGCAUAUAUGCUUUAAUCACAUUAUAUUAUUUAGUUAUCCAAUUUCAACAGUUCAAGAAAGGUUUUAAGAUGUUUUUAUAAAGCUCACAAAAAUUGCUCCAAAUCUGUUUGCUAUAUAAUAAAGUUCUCAUCGGUAUGAUCAA
Drosophila subobscura is the source of this 11455-nucleotide messenger RNA. Its product is annotated as cubilin homolog. Gene Ontology annotation, molecular function: calcium ion binding. The transcript is spliced from 12 exons. Lineage: Eukaryota; Metazoa; Arthropoda; Insecta; Diptera; Drosophilidae. The record is from RefSeq and is a predicted model, not a curated record. The coding region runs from base 1 to 11328 and encodes 3775 amino acids.